AUCGACUACGGAACCAACUACAUCGGCGGCACCGGCGACACCCAAAGCGACGGGGCCUGGCUGGUGCCGCUGUGUCUGCAGCUGGUGCCUGCACUGAUCCUCUUCUUGGGCAUGCUCUUCAUGCCCUUCUCGCCGCGGUGGCUCGUCCACCACGGCCGCGAGGACGAGGCGCGCCGCGUGCUGGCCAAGCUGCGCAGCACGACGCCCGAGGACGAGGCCGUCGAGCUCGAGUUCCUCGAGAUCAAGGCGCAGUCCCUGUUCGAGAAGCGGUCCGUCGCGGCCAACUUCCCGCACCUGGCCGAGCCGACGGUUCUCAACACGGCCAAGCUGCAGUUUGUCGCCAUCGGCUCGCUGUUCAAGACCAUGCCCAUGUUCCGUCGUGUGAUUGUGGCUACGGUCACCAUGUUCUUCCAGCAGUGGACCGGUGUCAACGCCGUGCUGUACUAUGCGCCGUCCAUCUUUGCUGCCCUGGGCAUGUCGAGCAACACGACGAGCUUGCUGGCGACGGGUGUGGUAGGAAUUGUCAUGCUGGUCACCACCAUCCCCAUGAUCCUCUGGGUCGACAAGAUCGGCCGCAAGCCCGUGCUGAUUUCCGGCGCCGUCGCCAUGGGCGCCUGCCACAUCAUCAUCGCCGUCAUCUUCGCCAAGAACCAGUACCAGUGGCCGACGCACCACGCAGCCGGCUGGGCAGCCAUCGUCAUGGUGUGGCUGUUCGCCGGCAACUUCGGGUGGUCGUGGGGACCGUGUGCAUGGAUCAUCGUGGCGGAGGUGUGGCCGCUGUCGGCGCGGCCGUACGGCAUCGCGCUGGGCGCCAGCUCCAACUGGAUGAACAACUUCAUCGUCGGGCAGGUGACGCCGGACAUGAUCACCGGCUUGAAGUACGGCACGUUCAUCUUCUUCGGCCUGUUCACGCUGCUGGGCGCGCUGUUCAUCUUCUUCUUCGUCCCCGAGACCAAGCAGCUGACGCUCGAGGAGAUGGAUGUCAUUUUUGGAAGUGUGGGCGUCGCCGCCGCCGACAAGGAGCGCAUGCAGCAGAUCCACGUGGAGCUGGGGCUGACGAGCGGCGAGGGCCAGAAUGGCCACGAGAAGGGCGAUGCAGUGGAGGCGGAGCCUGUCAAGGCAGCCUAA
Molecule: messenger RNA, 1128 nt
Organism: Rasamsonia emersonii CBS 393.64
Lineage: Eukaryota; Fungi; Ascomycota; Eurotiomycetes; Eurotiales; Trichocomaceae
Product: MFS sugar transporter
Exons: 2
Biological process (GO): carbohydrate transport; transmembrane transport
Cellular component (GO): membrane
Molecular function (GO): carbohydrate:proton symporter activity
Source: RefSeq, a predicted model, not a curated record